Messenger RNA from Drosophila ananassae, 1270 nucleotides. It is a transcript of the gene Hmg-2, whose product is annotated as high mobility group protein 20A. Gene Ontology annotation, cellular component: nucleus. The transcript is spliced from 3 exons. The record is from RefSeq and is a predicted model, not a curated record. The coding region runs from base 16 to 1167 and encodes 383 amino acids. NCBI's taxonomy places the organism in Eukaryota, Metazoa, Arthropoda, Insecta, Diptera, Drosophilidae. Gene Ontology annotation, biological process: regulation of gene expression.
UGACGCAAUUUCAACAUGCGCAGAUACUAUUGCGGAAUCGAAAUGCCAGAACAAGCCAAGGAAACUGCAGCUGCCGCUGUGGAUUCACCUGCCACCGUACCCGUCAGUUCCCUGUCCCAGGAUUCAGGUGCCUUGGAAGAGUUGGAUUUGGAAGACAAGCCUGUUAAAGCAACGAAGAAAUCCAAGAAAGGACGCCACUCGGAAGAGGAAAUGGAAUUCAAAAAGCUUGCCCAACGUCGUAUUAACGUGGCCGGAGCACCCAAGAUGCCGCUAAACGGCUAUGUGCGUUUCAUGAACGACCGCCGGGAGGAGCUGCGACGCGAGCAGCCCCAGCGCACUGCCCUGGAGCACACCAAAAUCAUAGGGGAGGAGUGGCACCAGUUGUCGGAAGACCGCAAGAUGCCCUACAUGGAGGCAGCCGCUAAGGAAAAGGCCAUCUAUCAGGAGCAGCUGCAACUUUUUCUUAAGGAACACCCCGAAAUUUUGGCCAAGGAGCUGGCAAAGGCCAAGAAGGCAACCAAGGUAGAACCCACUCCAAAAGAAAACACCAGCGCCGCCAAGGGUAAGAAACCGAAGGCGAAAACGACGCCCGUAAAACGCCAAAGCGAGGAUCCGGACGACAUCCCAUUGGCCCAAGUCAAACGGACUCCCACACCUCCAGCUCCUGCUCCUUUAGCAGCGCCAGUUACGACACCUGCACUCAGUUCCCAGCCAGUACCACCAGCGGCCGUCAUUACUCCGCGUCCCCUUCAACCCGGAGAGAUUCCCAUCUACACAAACGAGUUCAUCGAGCACAAUCGCAGCACCGAGAACGAGCUGCGCACCCUGCGCAAGGCCAAGACUGAUCUGGAGCAGCAAAACGCGGUGCUGGAGCAGCACGUGGACAAUACUAAAGCUGGCUAUGCGAAAGUAAUGGCCGAGGUGGCCGAGCUGAAGGAGGAAAAUGUGCGGCUAGAGUCCUACCUAAGUGCCCUCCGACAAAAACUGGUGACAUCGCUGGUCGGCAUUUCGCUCCCCUCUUUUGAGUCAAGCGGCCCAAGCCUGGAGAACGUUGACAAGUACGUCCGCCAGUUGUCAUCCCUUGCCGGCCAGCCAAACAACACUGCACUCCUGAAGGCGCGGGAGGCACUGCGCAAGCUGGACACCUCCAGUCUGCUAAAGCCCUAAUCGCCACCGUUCCAGUAUAAGUCUAAGAAUACGUUUAAGAACUAUUAACCAUUUAAUUUAUGUCCUUACAUUAAUGUGUUUGUAUCAGAUUAAACCCGCACUC